Messenger RNA from Cylindrotheca closterium, 2268 nucleotides. Lineage: Eukaryota; Bacillariophyta; Bacillariophyceae; Bacillariales; Bacillariaceae. The record is from the annotation of a GenBank genome assembly.
AUGGUGAAAUUUUCCUCCGCCGCUGUCUCGGCAAUCCUUUUUGCUGGAGUCACUACUCUCAGUGUCGAUGCUUUUGCUCCAUUGAAGAGCCAAUCUCAGGCAGCCACGCCUAUGAAGAUGUCCACCGAGACUGCUAAAUCUGCAUCCGAUGUCUUGUGGACUCCCUCGUGGAAAUCGGGAGCACGCGACGAAGAAUUUGGUGCCAUUGACAAGUACUGUGAGGACUUGCACUUGGUGACUAGACGUAAAACCCGAACCGUCGAAUGCGGACCCAUCAAAUUUGGAUCGGACCAUCCCAUUGUCCGACAAACCAUGGCUACCACUGAUACUGCUGAUGUCGACGGAACCAUCGAACAAGUUAUGAGAUGUGCUGAUGAGGGUUUCGAUUUGGUUCGUAUUACUGUCCAGGGAAGAAGAGAGGCCACCGCUGCCCAAAAGAUUCGUGAGGGACUUUUCAAGAAGGGAUACGAUAUUCCUCUGUGUGCCGAUAUGCACUUUCAGCCAAAGGUUGCUUUGAUGGUCGCUGAUGCCCUUGAAAAGAUCCGUAUCAAUCCUGGUAACUUUGCCGAUGGUCGCAAAGAUUUCGCAGAAAAGGUUUACGAAACAGAAGCAGAUUACAUCCAAGAGCGUCAAUACUUGUUGGAUGCCAUGGCCCCAUUGGUUGAGAAAUGCAAGGACUUGAACCGUUGUAUGCGUAUUGGUACCAACCAUGGAUCUUUGUCCUCCCGUGUUCUUUCUUUCUACGGAGACACCCCACGUGGAAUGGUCGAAUCUGCCAUUGAAUUCGCUGAUAUCUGCCGAAGCAUGAACUACCACAACUUUGUCUUCUCCAUGAAGGCCAGUAACCCCCUUGUCAUGGUCCAAUCUUAUCGUCUCUUGGCUGCCGAACAAUACCGCAUGGGAUGGGAUUAUCCUCUUCACUUGGGUGUCACCGAAGCUGGUGAAGGUGAGGAUGGACGUAUGAAAUCCGCCAUUGGUAUCGGAACCCUUUUGGCCGAUGGUAUUGGUGACACUGUUCGUGUCUCGUUGACGGAGGACCCCGAAUUCGAAUACAAGCCAUGCAACCGCCUUGCAGAAAUGGCCGAAGCCCAAUUGGCCAGCAACGACGAUUCCAUGGCUCGCCAAAAGGCUGUCAAGCCCUACAAGGAUACCCGUGAUAUUACGACCUUUGCUCGCCGCGUAGGACAACUUCCCGAAAAGAACGAAGAUGAGAAUGUGGAUGCUAGUGAAUUCUUGGACGCCAACGGAAGUGUCCUUUCCGUUGUCACCCCCGAAAUGUUCAAAAAGGAAAAUGUUCAAUACUUGUACCAACAAUUGGGCUGCAAGACUGCUGUCGGCAUGCCCUUUAAGGAUAUCGCUACCACCGACUCUAUCUUUAUGGCCACCAUUCCCCCAUCUUCUGAUACUGAAGCCCGCACUGCCAUUCGCCGUUUGAUCGAAGUAAAUAUGGGUGUUGUCGUUCCAGCUGCUGAAUUGGAGAAGGAUCCUCUGCCAAAUGCCGUUGCGUUCAUGUCAUUGAACGAAGCCAUUGAAAAGGAUGGAAAGCUCCCUGAAGGUGCCAUCCGCAUGGUUGUUGGAUUGGAUGGUGACGAAGAUGAAGAUGUCUUGUUGAAGAUCAAGGACCUCAACCCCGCUUUCAUCAUGCUCAAGCCCAAGGAAGAACUCAGCCCCUUGCAUGCGUCCCGUCGCAUUUUCGAGAUUUUGAAGUCCAACGAUAUCAAGCAUUCCGUCAUUCACCACUUCGCCACCGAGACUGAGGACUCGAACGAAUUGGCUUUGGCGUUGGGAACCAAAAUUGGGUCCCUUUUGACCGAUGGAAAUGGAGAUGGUAUCAUGAUUGAACAAACCAGCGAGAAGAAGCCCUUCGCUGUUGACUUUAUUCGUCAAACGUCUUUCAGUUUGUUGCAAGGAUCGCGUAUGCGUAACACCAAAACCGAAUUCGUUUCUUGCCCUUCAUGUGGAAGAACGUUGUUCGACUUACAAGAGACUACCGCGGCCAUUACUGAGGCUACUGGACACUUGCCUGGUGUCACUGUUGCCGUGAUGGGAUGCAUUGUCAACGGACCCGGAGAGAUGGCUGACGCCGAUUUCGGAUACGUUGGUACUCUUCCAGGAAAGGUCGAUCUAUAUUACGGAAAGGAAGUUGUCCGAAAGGGUGUCCCCAACGAGGAUGCCGUUGACGCCCUUGUUCAAUUGAUCAAGGACUACGAUAUGUGGAAGGAUAAGGAAGAGGAAGAAGAAGAGGAAGAAGCUGCCGUUGUCGCAUAA